Messenger RNA from Phasianus colchicus (ring-necked pheasant), 5834 nucleotides. It is a transcript of the gene OTUD7B, whose product is annotated as OTU deubiquitinase 7B. Gene Ontology annotation, molecular function: cysteine-type deubiquitinase activity; K63-linked polyubiquitin modification-dependent protein binding; zinc ion binding. Gene Ontology annotation, biological process: protein K11-linked deubiquitination; protein K48-linked deubiquitination; protein K63-linked deubiquitination. Gene Ontology annotation, cellular component: nucleus; cytoplasm. The record is from RefSeq and is a predicted model, not a curated record. NCBI's taxonomy places the organism in Eukaryota, Metazoa, Chordata, Aves, Galliformes, Phasianidae.
GGCGUUCCGGGCGGGCGGCGGCGGCACCGCGCUCCCCUCCCCUUCCCUUCCCGCCGUCCCCUCCCCUCCCGCCCUUCGGGGAGCGCGGCCUCGGCGGCGGCGCAGCGCCACGGAGCCGCUCGCAGAUUGAGGCCGAGGUGCUGAUCCGGGCGCUGCUGACCCCAGCUGCCAGGAGGAAUCCAUGAGCAGACAACCUUGGAUAUGGACAUCGUCCUAUCGGAUUUUGUUCGCUCGACAGGGGCAGAGCCAGGACUGGCCAGAGACCUGCUUGAAGGUAAGAACUGGGAUCUGAGUGCAGCACUGAGUGACUUUGAGCAGCUACGGCAGGUGCACGCAGGGAAUUUGCCACACUCCUUCAACGAGGGACGCAGCUACAAACCCCUGGAGAAGGAGGCAGCCCGGCCCGGGCGACCACCGCUGCAGCGGCAGGAUGACAUUGUGCAGGAAAAACGCCUGUCUCGAGGCAUUUCCCACGCCAGCUCCACCAUUGUCUCCCUGGCCCGGUCUCACGUCUCCAGCAACGGCAGCAGUGAGCACCUGCUGGAGAUGCCCAUCUCCACCUUCCAGCUGCCCGACCUCACGGUGUACACAGAGGAGUUCCGCAGCUUCAUCGAGCGAGACCUCAUUGAGCAGUCAAUGCUGGUGGCACUGGAGCAGGCUGGUCGUCUGAACUGGUGGGCAAAUGUGGAUCCCAGCUGCCAGAGGCUGCUUCCCCUGGCCACCACAGGUGAUGGGAACUGCCUGCUCCAUGCUGCAUCCCUGGGUAUGUGGGGUUUCCACGAUAGAGAUCUCGUGCUUCGCAAAUCCCUUUAUACCUUAAUGGAUAAAGGUGUGGAAAGGGAAGCCCUGAAGCGGCGGUGGCGUUGGCAGCAGACACAGCAGAACAAGGAGUCUGGUCUCGUUUACACCGAGGAGGAGUGGCAGAAGGAGUGGAACGAGCUGAUCAAGUUGGCCUCCAGCGAACCUCGCGUGCACUACAGCACCAACGGAGGUGGCUGCGGAGGUGUUGAAAGCUCUGAAGAACCCGUGUAUGAGAGCCUGGAGGAGUUCCACGUUUUUGUCCUUGCCCAUGUAUUGAAAAGACCCAUAGUGGUGGUGGCAGACACGAUGCUGCGAGACUCAGGGGGAGAAGCCUUUGCCCCUAUUCCCUUUGGAGGUAUCUACCUUCCCCUGGAAGUUCCAGCCAACAAAUGCCACCGCUCUCCGUUGGUACUGGCAUAUGACCAAGCCCAUUUCUCUGCCCUGGUAUCCAUGGAGCAGAAGGAGCCCACAAAAGAUCAAGCUGUGAUCCCCUUGACAGACUCUGAGCAUAAGCUGCUCCCCAUGCACUUUGCAGUGGAUCCUGGGAAGGACUGGCAGUGGGGAAAGGAUGACAGUGACAACGUCAAACUGGCCAGUGUGACGCUCUCAUUGGAAGCAAAGCUGCACUUGCUGCACAGCUACAUGAAUGUUAAAUGGAUCACAUUGCCUUGUGACAUGCAGGCACCUUUGGCCCAGCCGGAAUCCCCCACAGCCUCAGCAGGGGACGAUGCCCGUUCAGCUGCGGAGUCAGGAGAGUCAGACAAGGAGUCGGUCUGCAGCAGCUCAGCAAGCAAUGGGGGCAGCAGGGGCUGCAAGGACAAAGAGAAACCAAAGAAAGACCGAGAAAAGGACAAGGAAAAGGAUAAAAAACGGGCCGACUCAGUUGCCAAUAAGCUGGGCAGCUUUGGCAAGACUUUGGGAAGUAAGCUAAAAAAGAACAUGGGUGGGUUGAUGCACAGCAAAACUAUCAAGGGAGGUGUGAGCAAUGGGCAGGGGGACACCCUGGAGAAGAAGAAAAAGGGAUCCUUGAAGACGAGAAAAGGCAGCAAAGAGGAAUCUUCCCAGGGAGACCUUUCGGUUCCUGGGGAGAAAAGCUGCAUGGGUAAAGCAGCCUCCGAGAAGCCCUCGGACCCCUACAAGUACAGCAACGAUGUGCGGCUGAGCCUCAGCAUCCUACGUGCUGCCAUGCAAGGGGAACGCAAGUUCAUCUUCGCUGGCCACCUGAAGACCGGCCACCGGCACCAGUAUCAGGAGGAGAUGAUCCAGCAGUACCUCCUGGAUGCUGAGGAGCGCUUCCUGGCUGAGCAGAAGCAAAAGGAGGCUGAGAAGAAGGCACUGGGGAGCGCUGCCCCUGCCAAGAAGCUAGAGGUGGAGGUGAGGGGUGAGGAAGAUCUGCACUGCCCCGUGUACCCCCAGCCCCCUCCAGCGUACACCAUCCACACCCCAGAUUUGGCCAUCGGAGCUAAAAUGGCUGCGUUUCCCUCCAGCUACUCAGGCGUCUUCACCUUCCCCAGGCCCUCCGUGGUCAGUGGCAGUGCAGAAGGGUCGCACCCCCCCAGCUACCACGAGGGUCGGCGACAGGUGGCAGGGGGGUCCUGCAGCAGCCUCCCCCCCUAUGCCACCCUGCCCCGGCACUGCGCUCAGGUGCGGCCGCAGCGUUCCCACGUGGGAAGGUUCUCUCCCACAGACAUGGACGUUCACCCCAGCUUCCCCACGGAGUGCGAGGCUCCUGCCUGCAUUCCCCCCCAGCACAGCAAUGGUUACCGGGAGUACUUGGAGCAGGACAGCCCGCAGAAGGGAGCACCUGUGGACAGAACGAGAGGCAGGGUUCUUUAUAGCGUUCAGCAGACCAAAUGCAAGCAGCCAAACUGCAGCUUCUAUGGGCACCCAGAAACUGGGAAUUUCUGCUCCUGCUGUUACAAAGAGGAGCUGAAACGCAAAGAGCGCGAGGCGCUGGUGCACAGGUUCUGAGUGCUGCCAGGGCGUUGCUGGCUGGACCUGCGGCACGUGGGGAAUGCAAUAAUGGUGUCGUUUAUCCCCGCGCUCCUCUCGCUGGCUGGAAGGAGAGAGUGGGCUGACAGAGGCGUUCAGCUCUGUGCUGCGGAGAAGAUCUGGGAGAGGGGCUGGGAGGAGCGGUCCCUCCCUGCAGAGACUCAGGCAGAGGGCUCAUCCUGCCUAGGUGGGAUCAGCACAGGGUGUGCUCAGGUGGGAGCUGUGGUUGGAAGAGGGUUCCCAGCGAUCCGUAUCCCAGACCAAAGCUUUCAGCUGGACCCUGACAUCGCCUCACUCCAUAGUGCUUCCCAGAAUGGAGCAGAAUGCCCUACGAUCUCAGUAAGGAAGUCACAGACCUUUCAACGGAGAGUUUUUUUUUUUUUUAACACUUUAUUUUUUUCCUGGUACUGAGAGAAAUGUAGUUGGAAUGGGAUGUUAUCAUUUUGUUUCAGUUGAACUGAGCCCAUCGGAUGUCUCAGCGCCUUCAGCACCACAUGGGGCUCUGCCCUCCCACCCACAGGCUCAGCUCUGUUUUUUAAAUAUUGUUUUUUAAGCUCUUCAGGAGGGUGGGAGGGGGACUGAGGAUGGUCUCAGUGCUGAAUGGUGUUGAGUUUUCCUUCAGCAGCACUGUGCAGAGCCGUUCUGUUGGCGGUACAGAGAUGGACAGAAGGCAGGUCGGUGCCCCACCAGCAAUACCUCCAGCGUGGAGCAGGAGAGAGGACAGAGCCCUGCAGCACAGGAGGUAACGCCGCGCCGCGCUGCCCAUAGCUUCCAGCCCUACGUGGAUACACGCGAUAACCUUCUACUUGAGCAAGCUACUUCCAUACUACCUCUGUUCUGCUGAAUAGAAUUAACUUGGCUCCAUUUUGCUGAGCCACGUAACUGACCUUUAGGCUGAGUAAUAUUAAAGAUAUUUUUGAUAAUAGGGCUAAAGAGUGACAUGUAAGGAAAGCGAACCCGUAACUGCGUAACUCUCACACGCGAUGUGGUCCACGGCGUUCCCCGCUCAGCCCUGCAGCGGUCGGAGCAGUCCCCGGCAUUCACGUCUCGCAGAGGGGGCUAUGAUUCAGCACUGCAAUGUUUGCACAGAUUUUUUUGUAAUUAGGGAUCCCAAACCGGAUUCAAUCCUUGGCCCAGUCCUGUAUAGAGUGAGGUUCAGCAUUUUACCACAUGGAAAUAAAAGACGAGUUCUGCCGAUAACUCAAAGCUUUACAACAUUCCCUUGUUGUUUUUCAGAAGGCAUCCAACUAUGCAAUCCCUCCCUGUGCUGCUGCCCUUCACGGGGAGGACCGGGCAGAGAGCGUGCAAGUGUACUUACCUGGACCAUCGCCCAGAGCCUUACUCACAGAUCUUGGUUCUGACAGCAGAUUCUGCCCAUUUAAUGUAUGAAAUCCCACAGAACUUAGGACCUUUCUCCCGGAGGUGGCCAUUAGCGCAGUGCUGUGGUGCUGCAGGGCACACUCCGGACUCAGCUGGAGCUCAGCUGGUUGUAAAUAGCAGAGUUCUUUCACCAGUUUCACUAACUGAAUUCUUUUUGGUUUCCCUACCCACCGCUAAUCUGAGUGUAGGUCGGCUGUGAGCGAUGUGAAGUAGUGGCAGUGCCAGUGGGGUCCCAUCAGGGGCUCAGCGCCCGCCCCUAUGGGAACGGCACACGGUCAGUGCAGGGGGCUGCAUGGGCUCUCAUUGCAGUAGGAUGCUCCAUGCCGCAACCAUGGUCAGUGCAGGAGAGGGGGGAAGGCGGAGCCCACUGCUUCCCCGUCCCCAUGGCCAUGGUCUGGGGGAAACAUCUCCAUUUCAGAGACUCCAGCAGCAGGCUGAGCAAACCGGGGUCUGGGUUUGGCACCGCUCUGUGUUUGGUGAUAGCAAAGUGCUGUGAGGGAAGAAGUGUAGGAGAGCAGUGGUUGGAUGGAUACGUGCAACCAUGUUGGUUUCAGGGAAAAAAACAAAACCCAUGGGUGUGGGAAGUGUUGGUGCAGGUGCCCACGGGGUCGUCCCAACAGAAAACCAUCUCUUACCCCCUGUGGAACUGCUGCUGCUUCUCCUCCUAAGGGUUUUGGGGGAGAAAAUAGCUUUUGGAGGAAUGCUGCGUCCCCCCUGCGUCUCCUGGGGGAGAGGAGAAAGGGGUCUGAGGGCUGUUACCCCACUGCUGGGACAUGGGUGCAUCAGUUUCCCAUUUUGGUGUUUUUGCACAUGCAGCAGUGCAUGGUGCAGGACCUUCCCCACGUGCUCUGCCCUUCAUACUGUGGUUUGUGGGGUUUGUAGCUUUUUUACAAACAAAAUUGGGGAGGAAAAACGAACAAACAAACCUUCAGGCAAAAUGAGGUUUCCAGUGAAGUGAUUUAAAGUGUAUUUUUUCUAUGAAGCACAGACCCUGAGCAUCCCCUGACCUCACAGGUGGCAGUGGCCACAUUUCUUUGGGAUUUUUUCAGGUCAUUUUUGUUUCCUUUAUGGUGAAACGACAUUUUUUUUUUUUUUUUUUUUUUUUUAAGGGAUCCUUCAAUACAAAUUCUAUUAAUUGCAAAGAUCUUCACCAUCCACUGGUUCUUUCCUAGGGCCACACUGCAGCCUGGGGCAGCUCUGGGGUUAGACACCCAUCUUUAUGAAUGGGGCUGGAGGGAGAGCAGCCCAUCUCCAACACACCUCUUCUAAGGGGAAGCACCAAGCUGCUUGGGGACGGGGUGGCUGCAGCGAUGCUGAGGGCUUCAAGUGCACUUAUUGGUGUGGUUGGAGGAGUGCUGGGUAUCCCCAGUUUGUCCCACCUGCAGGCUGAGCUCCAGUUUGGACCCACAUGUCCAUCGCUGGAUGGGGCGCUGUGGCACAAGAGGUGACCUGAAUGAAUUCUGCAGAUCUGGACAAAAUGCUUUUCUUUUUCAAUUUUUACUGGAAUUAAGGCUGGUGACCUUUCCCCUCCUCCCCCCCCCCCCCCCCCCCCCCAAAAAAAAAAAAAAAAAGCUGUACCAGCACUGGAUGGCGCGUUGUAUCGGGCUGUACCCACUCCUUUCUGCUUCCAUGGCCUCACUGACAAUAAACACUGUUCCUAA